Ambispora gerdemannii is the source of this 197-nucleotide messenger RNA. Lineage: Eukaryota; Fungi; Glomeromycota; Glomeromycetes; Archaeosporales; Ambisporaceae. The record is from the annotation of a GenBank genome assembly.
CAGUUCAAGAAGCGAAUACUUUCUCAAUAGAAAUUGGAUAUCACAAAAUGCUGGAUCAACAGACCUCUAGAAUAUAUGAUCGGUAUUUGCGAAAAAAAGAACUAUGCUACGGUCGUGAUGCGGAUAAUUUGAUGGAACAACUCAGGAAUUAUUUUUUCGCUCCUGCUUCACAUAUUCCAAUCCUUCAAUGCGGUUGA